Solenopsis invicta (red fire ant) is the source of this 883-nucleotide messenger RNA. RefSeq lists its product as uncharacterized. The transcript is spliced from 3 exons. The record is from RefSeq and is a predicted model, not a curated record. Lineage: Eukaryota; Metazoa; Arthropoda; Insecta; Hymenoptera; Formicidae. The coding region runs from base 207 to 617 and encodes 136 amino acids.
GGAGAAUGACGCACAUUACCUACCUACUUACCUACCUACCCACCUACCUAUCUACCUACCUAUAAUACCUAUUCGAUUUCUAUCUUCGAUCUGAAAAGGGCGAGAAUUUUGAAAAACAUCGUUUCUCUUGCACACAUAAAAUAGGAACAUUGAAAUAGGUAUCUACGUUGUAUAAGUGUAUAUCAUUUCUCAGAAUUGUGUGAAAUAUGGCUGUCAGAGGAACUUUAAUUUCCUUGAAUGAGAUUAUACAACGAGCGAUUGGUAUCAACGAUAUUGAACAAAUGCCAGGCGUCCAGAAUUUGAAUCGUAGAUCUGAUCCACAAGAAGAAGCGUUUUUGUAUGGCACGCUAAAUCAUCCGUCUCUAAGUGAAUCGUCUUGGUCACAGAUCGAUCGCUCACCUCUUCAUGAAAGACGAUGCAGACAACAACGACGGCGACGACGGCGAUGGAAAAUUAGUAAUUGCUUUCGGUGUACAUCGGCCGUGAGAGACGAGGCACAUAACUCGCAAAUAGCGUCCCCGUCUGAGAAAUCUCCAGGGUUGGAAAGUAAUGCGUUACUUGUAACGCACUUACCGUUACUUUUCUUUGACAAUGGACUGGUAACAACUAGAAAGUAACUUUUCCAAUCCUGGAAAUCUCCGACCUGUCAAAUGUCAAGAUCUCAGUUUUUAUGAUAGAAUGAAUAAGAUCUUCGCUUUUCGACAAACUUAUUAUUUUAUUAUAAUUGAUUGAUAGAGUUGAAAUACCUUUUAUAUUUUAGAUUAAAAUUGUUUGCGGAUUCCAAAAGGAAUAUCAAUAAUAUUCUUUUUUGUGUGAAAGAGUUAUUAUAAAAAAGUAUUAAAAAAUUAUCAACUCUUUUAAAUGAAAUGAUAUAUUUUUUAAC